AAAACGCGUUUAUCAUCGUCGUCGGCUGAUCUCCCUCCCUGCUUCUCUCCCUCCUUUUUUCUCUUGUACAUUCUGCGGACUCUCACAUUUACUAAUCGGUCUUCUUCAAGGAAGCUCCUUCUUCAACUCUCUCUGAAAUCCUCCUUUUUUUUCUCUGUUUUUUUUUCCUUGCAGAAAACUCUUGCCUUUUGUAGACAUCACUAUCUCACAGAUCCAUGGAAGAACGCCGACACGAAAUCUCUCUGCAAAAUUCAUCUGCACAGCCCAGAUCCACCUCGUUUUAGUACAAUUCCAUCGCAGGCAAUCCCUUUGUUCUGCUGUCUGUCAAAAAACCCGACCCCGUUGAGCCAACCAAUAGCCAUUACCCAAUACCCAGAAAUCCGCGAAUAUGAAGGGGGCAACAAACAGCAGAUUCUUCACGAUCGGGCUGGUAACUUCAUGGUACUCCUCGAACAUUGGUGUUCUGUUGCUGAACAAGUACUUGCUUAGCAACUAUGGGUUCAAGUACCCGAUCUUCCUCACCAUGUGUCACAUGACGGCUUGUUCUCUGCUAAGCUACAUCGCCAUAGCAUGGAUGAAGAUGGUCCCCAUGCAAACGAUUCGAUCCCGGGUACAGUUCUUUAAGAUCUCUGCUCUCAGUUUGGUGUUCUGCGUGUCGGUGGUGUUCGGCAACAUCUCUCUCCGCUUCUUGCCGGUGUCCUUCAACCAGGCGAUCGGGGCUACGACGCCUUUUUUCACUGCGGUCUUCGCCUACUUGAUGACAUUGAAGAGAGAGGCGUGGUUGACUUACCUCACCCUUGUUCCUGUCGUCACCGGAGUUAUUAUCGCCAGUGGGGGUGAACCAAGCUUCCAUCUAUUUGGAUUCAUAAUGUGCAUUGCAGCUACGGCUGCAAGAGCACUUAAAUCAGUUUUGCAAGGGAUUUUGCUUUCAUCCGAAGGGGAGAAGCUGAAUUCCAUGAACCUCCUCCUUUACAUGGCUCCGAUCGCUGUUGUAUUUCUACUCCCUGCGACACUUAUUAUGGAAGAAAAUGUCGUUGGUAUUGCACUUGCUCUUGCAAGAGAUGAUGUCAAGAUCAUCUGGUAUCUAUUAUUCAACUCAGCGCUUGCAUAUUUUGUAAAUUUGACCAACUUCUUGGUCACCAAACACACAAGUGCUCUGACUCUUCAGGUACUAGGAAAUGCAAAAGGGGCCGUGGCAGUGGUGGUCUCAAUUCUAAUAUUUAGAAAUCCUGUCUCUGUUACUGGAAUGCUCGGGUACACUCUCACAGUCAUUGGAGUUAUCCUUUACAGUGAAGCCAAGAAACGAAGCAAAUGAAAGAAGUCAGAUUGGGGAACCAUUAAGUUGAGUCUUGGUAUACUUUCUCCUCGUCACAGGGAUGGCAGCAACCGAGGGGCAAGCUUGGACCAUGUGGUAGCAGAGGUGGUUUGGAUUUUGCCCUUUUGGUUCUAUUUUUUUCCCUGGAAGCUUUGGAAACUGGUUUCCAAUUUGUAUCAGCAACAAGUGCAGGAUUAGUCAAGAAAUAGAAAAGAAAACUCCAAUAAGUGACUGAUUUAUCUCUAUUACUCCCAGCUUGGGAUUGCAGAGAAUAUCAUUUUUAUCCUUUUUUUCUUUUAAUUCUUUCAGGAAAAGCCUGUAGAAUUUGUCUCUACACACUCACUCUGUUGUUACCAUUUGUCAUAUUGAUAAAUUAAUGAAAAAGACCCAUAAAUUUGCAAUCUUGUA
Messenger RNA from Carica papaya (papaya), 1723 nucleotides. Its product is annotated as putative sugar phosphate/phosphate translocator At3g11320. NCBI's taxonomy places the organism in Eukaryota, Viridiplantae, Streptophyta, Magnoliopsida, Brassicales, Caricaceae. The record is from RefSeq and is a predicted model, not a curated record.